This is a messenger RNA of Penicillium odoratum, 3504 nucleotides long. RefSeq lists its product as uncharacterized. NCBI's taxonomy places the organism in Eukaryota, Fungi, Ascomycota, Eurotiomycetes, Eurotiales, Aspergillaceae. Bases 1 to 3504 code for a protein of 1167 amino acids. The record is from RefSeq and is a predicted model, not a curated record. The transcript is spliced from 4 exons.
AUGCGGUGGUAUCUGUUGGGGAUAUUUAUCCUCUGCCUUCAAUGGAGGCAGGUAUUUGCAGCUCCAGCGGAGUAUAGACGAGAUGCCAACAAUGUCGCACUAUUGGAUAUCAGAAAUGAGAUGAACGCGACAACGACCACGUCCGAUAACUCCAGUCAAACGACCGCGACCACGAUUACGACCAACACUGCAUCAACGACUACUGAAGCAACCUCCACAACACAUUCGGCAUCACAAACUACCCACGCCCAAUCGAGUCAAUCGGCCUCCACCACGUCCGUUCCAUCAUUAGUCACAUCGUUCGCAGGCUCAAAUGACCAAUCGACCACAAACUCCACAAAAAAUACCUAUACCGGUGGUUUGCCUAUUCAGCCGGAAAUCACACCAGCGUUGGGUGUGGGAGGCUUUCUACUUCUAGUAGCUGGUGCUGUGUUGACGUUUGUCGGCAUUCGAAAGCAACGAGUAUAUAUAUUUUUAUCAACCGGAUUGCUGGCCGCACUGGGUGUUACAGUCCUUAUCGAAUAUGUCAUGAGUCCCCCAGUGAGCGACGCAGUUCAAGGCGGAUACCUAGUCGCCGUCUUCUUCACGGGUGCUAUAUUUGGUGGUCUAGCUCUCAUUUUCAAGGAGAUCACCGAGGGUCUCGGCUGCUUGCUCGGUGGUUUCUGUAUCGGCAUGUGGUUCUUGACCGUGAAAGCCGGCGGUUUAGUCACAGGCGACGGAGCCAAAGUAGGAUUCAUCCUUGCGUUUACAGGAGCCUUCUAUUGUCUCUCGUUCAGCCAAUAUACGCGCUCUUAUGGGUCAAUGUUGUGCACGGCCUUUGGUGGCGCGACGGCGAUGGUUCUAGGUAUCGAUUGCUUUAGCCGAGCUGGACUGAAGGAGUUCUGGCUCUAUAUCUGGGGGCUGAAUGAUGAUACGUUCCCAUUGAACACCUAUACAUACCCCAUCACACGCAGCAUCCGUGUAGAGUUGGCCAUUAUAAUCAUUGUCACUGUUUUUGGUGUGAUGUUCCAGCUGAGGUUGUGGAAGGUGAUCAAGGAACGCCGUGCGAGAGAGGAGAGCGCCCGUGCGGAAGCUGAGAAGACCAAGGAGGAGGCCGAGGCUGAAAAUGGCCGUCAAGUCGAAGAGAAGAAUCUUAGGGAACGAGCGGAGUGGGAACAGAUGUACGGCAAUGGCGAGGCCAAAGAGGCAUCUUUGUCUGAAACCGCUGUUGCCGACGACUCGCGACGGAGCUCGGAUGCUUAUGGUUCCUCUGUUCGUGAAAAAGGGAAUUCGAUCGAGAUGACAGAGAUGGCUAGCCCGGAUCACUCCGCGCGAGUAUCUGACAGUGGAAAUCAUCUCGAGGCAGUGGAAGAGGUUGUGCCGGAGACUUUGGCCGAUGAACAGGAUGGUACUGCGGCUCCUGCCACCGAGGGACUUGACCUCCAACAAGGAAAACAACCCGAUGAAGCAGCAAGACCAACAACACCUGUUCCGACGAAUUUGCACAUCGAGACCAAUAUUCCACUUGAUAAUAGCUCUGAGCAUGGAGCUGUUCUGGGAUCCGAAGUUGGGACGCCACGCUCAAAGCGCUUUUCGAGCAAAUCAUUGAUGAAUCGGAUGUCAUGGAUGAGCGGACAUGCUAUGAAGCCACUUCCACAUAAUCAGUCGCAGGAGGCUCUGAUAGCCAAUGAUGCGACGUCUUCUGUUGCCGGAAUUAUUGAUGACAUUCAAAGCAUUACAUCUGAGAGGCCGAGCAUUGCGGAUACCGAGGUCACAAUCAUCAAGACACAAGAAAACCAAACUGCUGAACUUCCAUCUGAUAAUGUGGUUCCCGGGACGAAGUCAGAAUCCGAGGAAAGGAAUGUUCUGGACUCCAGCCCAGAAACCGUCCAAAUAACUGUCCAAGAAGUGAAGACUUUGGCUAUUGAUCAUCACGAAACUGUGAAAGAGCAUGCCGCUGCCGCUGAGAACGGAGAUAUCGAAGCCCCUGAACAGACGUCGACUACUCAAGUCAAGAGUGGCACCGAACAUGAAUCCGAGAAUUCAAUUGCUAUUGAGUACCAGGAGCAAACAACCGCGAUAGCCUCAGAGCCAGAAGCAAAGCCAGAAGCAAAGCCAGAAGCAAAGCCAGAAGCAAAGCCAGAAGCAAAGCCAGAAGCAAAGCCAGAAGCAAAGCCAGAAGCAAAGCCAGAAGCAAAGCCAGAAGCAAAACCAGAAGCAAAGCCAGAAGCAAAGCCAGAAGCGAAAUCUGGAGUGGAAGCGGCGUCGGUGAAAAAUGAUACGACCAAGGCUGAAAGUGCUCUUCAAGAAUUUAAGUCGGUAACUGAAGCCCAAACUGAAGAGAGGGUAGAGCAAGAAGCUGUCAAUCGCCAGGAGACUGUCCCUACUCGACCAUUAGUCCGACCAGUGGUCCCACCAAGGCCAGUCAAGAAGCCCAAAUUAGAUGCGUCGACUGUGCAGAAACUUCCAGAACAGACUUCAAGGGUUGUGAAUUCUUUCCGCACCAGAGAAUGGGCAAAACACCUUGCCUAUGCAGACGUUCCGGAUUCUGAGCCUAUCGAGUUCGAGAGCGAGGAGCCAGAGGAUCCCACCGUAUCGGAGGAAGUAGCAGCCCCGGUCGACAUACACAGUCUGCUACAGACACCUCAUAAUGCUCAACCACCUCCAGCUGCCAUGAGCUCAAUUUCAAGCCCAGAGCAGACUUCGCCGCUUGUAUCUCCAAUUAUCUCCCAACCGAAGACUACACAAAGCCCGCAACACCCAGUCCCUGCAAAGUCUCCACCCCUCUACCGGAACAUAUCUUCAGGCUCUCAAAGUACACCAGAACUCGACAUGCAUGUGAUUCGCAACAGCAAAUCAACUCCCUACCUGAGUAUCACCACUGCAAAUGCACCCCAAGAUACCACAGAGUCCCCUCGAUGGAGCGGACCUCCACCCCUCCUCGCCGUACGAGAAAAUAUGAUGAAAAACAGAAUGUCAUCAACAUCUCUCCGUUACGACCCAUGGGGUCCUCGAAGCCAAUCCCGUCAGUCUCUAGCUGAACCAACCCGUGUUGCCUCGCCAUCGCCCAUUCUGGAAGCAGACGAAACUAUCGAGAUCUCACCCCACAACGAAGACGAUAUCCCUCUUUCACAAAGACGUACCCUACUACAGCGCCAAACAAUGCGAUCUCCAUCUGGGAAUACCACACAAAGUGCCGAACAGCUGCGAUCACCCAUCUCUCCUACCACUCCAGUUGAUCCGGGCAAAUCGGAAGCUGCCAUGUCUGCAUGGCGUCAAUCUGUGCGGGAAGAUCUCUCACAGCGGCGGGAUCCUCUGGCUCUCAAAUCCCCACCCCUCGGAUCUACUAGCCCUGCUAGCCCUGACCGACCUCGGAAUGGCUGGGGAUCUGUCAAGCAGAUGCGUGACGCCUCGGCGAAUCACAUUAGUAAUGCCAUUGCUGAUGGGAUGCAAAAGGGAAAUAUGACGGAACUUCACCGUCAGGCUAUGCGGCGGAUGCAGGCUUCUGCCAACCGACAACUGUAG